CGUGCAAUUAUUGGCCGAGACUCUUUGUGUCGCUGUGUACCAAUGAGGUACUCAUAUACUGCCACAGAUCCAUCACUCCUCCCCUUAUACCGCGCACGGCGAAGAACCGGAAAGAGAGAUUUAGUGUUUACAUUCAUAUCUAACAGCCAUGUUUCCCCAAAUAAUCUUUCUCAACUACUAGAAGAGGAUAUCAAGUAUCCACCACUACAUUUUCGAUCUUACGCUGCAUACAGGUGGUUGCCGCAAUCUCUCCGUUUGGUUUCCCACAGCACUCCGAAUGCGAGGACUAAUUCAGACAGAGAAUGCUAACGUGGUCUUUUAUUUUCCUGCUUUGUAUCUGCAAAGAUGUCUCUGGACAGAUCCGUUAUUCAAUUCUUGAAGAGUUGGAGCCCGGGGCCUUUGUUGGGAAUGUCGCCAAGGAUUUAGGUUUAGACGUGAAGGAUUUAGCUAAUCGCAAACCCCGAAUAAUGUCUGAGGCCAAUGAGUGGUAUUUUAAGGUAAAUUUUGAUAACGGUGAUCUGUGUGUAAAUGUUAAGAUAGAUAGAGAGAAAGUCUGUGGACAGAGCAGUAAGUGCGUUCUGAGUAAUGAGAUUAUGGUUGAUAAUCCCCUGGAGUUAAUAAGCGCCGAAAUCGAGAUAUUGGAUAUAAAUGAUAAUUCCCCCAGUUUCUCGAAUGAGGAGCUGCGUUUGGACAUCGUGGAGUCUGUGGCACCGGGAACGAGCUUCCUGCUCCCGAGCGCGCACGAUCCCGACGUGGGCAUCAACUCCAUCAGCACUUACCAUCUGACUACCAAUCAACAUUUCGCUUUAGAAGUCAAGAAUAGCAGCGACGGCAGUAUAACUGCAGUCUUGGUGCUGACUAAGUCUUUGGACAGAGAGGAGCAAGCAACUCAUCGAUUACUUCUGACAGCCUUUGACGGCGGAACUCCCGUGAGAUCAGGCACGGCUAAAAUCACCAUCAAUGUCCUUGAUGUCGACGAUAAUUGGCCGGUAUUCGACCAAGCAGUAUACAAAGUAAAGUUACCAGAAAACGUUCCAAUCGGUACAUUAGUUAUAAAACUCAACGCCACCGAUUUGGACGAGGGUUCCAAUGGCGACAUAAACUAUUUCUUUAGCAGCAGUACCCCGGCUAGAGUGCGUGAUCUUUUUAGUCUGGGCACCAAAACGGGAGAAAUGAGAAUAAAAGGAACAUUGGAUUUUGAGGAAAGCAGCUUUUACGAGAUAAACGUAGAAGCGAAGGACAGUGUUCACUUUUCACUUUGCAGAGUUAUAGUGGAGAUCAGUGACGUGAAUGAUAAUGCACCGGAAUUAACAUUAAUGUCAGUAACAAGCCCUAUUCGGGAGGAUGAGCCAAUUGCAACUUUCGUAGCCCUGAUGCGUGUGGCGGAUCGAGAUUCCGCAGCGAACGGACAGGCUCAGUGUCACAUAGCGAAAGGCCUGCCAUUUAAUCUCAAAACAUCCAAAAAGAACACAUACACGCUGGUCACCAGUCGGACACUGGACCGAGAGGUGGCUGCUCAGUAUAUGGUUGACAUUGUCUGCACUGAUACAGGGACGCCCCCGCUCUCUACCAACAAAACCAUCCUGAUUCAGAUAUCCGACGUUAAUGAUAAUGCCCCGCGUUUUGCGCAGGUUUCAUAUACAGUCUAUGUGCCUGAGAACAACGCCGCCGGUUCUUCGAUCGGUUCUGUCUCCGCUGUCGAUCCGGAUCAGUAUAAGAAUUCACACGUGACAUAUUCCAUCCUGAACAGCCAAAUACAUAACGUGCCUGUCUCCGCCUACGUUGCAAUUAACUCAGGCACGGGGGUGAUUUAUUCCCAACGCUCUUUUGAUUACGAGGAAGUAAAGAACUUUCAGGUCCACGUUCAAGCCCGGGACGCUGGAUCUCUCCCACUCGAUAGCAAUGUGACUGUGAACGUCAUCAUCCUGGAUCAGAACGAUAACGCUCCCCAGGUCAUAUCUCCCAUGACUAAGAACAACUCUGAAAUAAGGUUACCUCGCUCUGCUGACCCGGGUUACCUUGUGACCAAAGUGAUGGCUGUAGAUGCAGAUUCCGGCCAGAAUGCACGGCUGUCCUAUCAGUUGCUCCAGGCCACUGAUUCGGGCCUAUUUACCGUGGCACCUGGUUCGGGAGAAAUCAGGACAGCCCGUCCGAUGGUGGAAAAGGACGAUUACAUUCAUCAACUGGUUGUUAUGGUGAAAGACAAUGGCCACCCACCCCUUUCCACCACCGUCACUAUCAACCUAUUGAUUACAGACGGUGGUGUGGACACUCUAAGAGACCAAACAACACAGCCCCAAGACAUCCGCCAUGGUUCCAAUUUAGCUUUCUACUUAAUCAUCACUUUGGCGUCAACCUCCUCCAUUCUUCUUGUGGUUCUAAUCGUUCUCAUUGUGACCAUGUGCCAUUCUGAUAGAAGUAGAUCGUCCUGCUGCGAAUCUUCCCCUUCAUGCUGCAAUUUAAGACGGUGGGACAGGAGUAACACUUACCCAAAUUCCCAUGUAUAUCUUCAAACUGUACCUGAUUAUAAAGGAAGCCCUCACUUUGUUGAGUUAGUUGGGAAUGGGUCGCUCUCUCGAACAUACUCUUAUAAAGUUCGUCCAAAUCAGUUAUCAAAUAAGGGCGACUUCCUCUUUUUAGCCCCAUACAAUGUAGCAACAUUGCAAAAUGAUGCUGGGAAUACUGACACACUUCUGGCAGAAUGGCGAAGAGAGCUAACCAGUGACUGGAAAAAUCUGUCAAGUGAGGUGGGGCAACUGAAUACAGACUGGCAUUCUUCAGAGCCUCAUAUAGUUGGAAAGAUCAGUUCCCAGUGCUUGGAAGAAAAUCUAACCCAGGACGAAAUUAAACGAGAAUUUAACAGACGGCACACAGCUAUUACAUCAGGAGCAGAUGUGGAUUACAUUAAGGCAUCUCCAGAUCUGGAAGAUGGUAUACCUAGCUGGGCUCCCAGGUUUGCAUCACAGAAUCUUGAAACCAUGGAACCUGAUGAGUAUCAGUCUAACAUCUACAUGGGUGGCAGCCCAGUCAUGCUCUCCAGCAAGCAGGACAAAGCUGUCAAGCAGGACAGGCAACAUUCUGCCUCUUCUACGAAAAAGAAGAAGAAGCGCACCAAACGGUCAGAAAAGCGGGAAAGCAAAAGUGCCACUGAGGAGCCACAAAAUGAGUAAUGCCUCUUGUCACGGUAAUCUGAGUACUCUCAGUAUCCAAGUCAGAUCAUCAAAGUAGACACAAGGGUUCUGUAAAUUAACUUUCAAGUCACAUUUGGAAGAGAUAUUGUUGUGUGUACUCAAAUGCUAAUUUGUUGUCUUGGAUGUUUUAUAAUUUUAGUUCAAUGCUUUUAUUUAGCUUGGCUCUAUUUCUUCUGUCAGGCAACAUUCAUUUCUUAUAUGUUCAACUAUAAAUGCACGGAAGUUGAUGAUAAAAACAAGUUACAAAUGAACUAUAAAAAAGAGCAUUUUGCUAAUAUACGAAACUAAGAUGAUGGCCAUUACAAAAAUGUACUUUCAGUUUACACUCCCUUAGUGUCAUAACCUAGGGUCUGACUGCAGAACAGAUUAACCGUAUUAAGAUGAAAAAUUAUACAUGUCAUUAGUGAAUAUUGAUUAAAUCAUGAAAUAACCAGCUGGAGAAGCAAUCCAAAUUGUCUAGACUGAGUGAAAACAAACGUACACAAAAUCUGUAAUCUGUAUUAAGCAGUGAUUAUUUCCAGUGCCAACAUAAGCAGUUUUAUUCCACAGGAAUUUGAAUUUAGCAGUUCUUGAAUUAAUGCAUGUCAUGCCAAACUAAUGGCUGCAGUUUCUUCAUGUCUCAACAAAUUGAGACUUAUAUUGAAGAACAGCAUGUAUACACUGUUAUUUUUAUGGUAUUUAAACAGCUGACGACUGGAUAUAUUUUUUCUCUGUGUUCAAAGUUGAAGAAAGUAAUGUAACUAAACUGUUUUUACAUAACAUGGAAAGACUAGUGAAAGAAUUUUCUUUAAAUUUGUAAGCAGAGCAAAGUACACCACUGUAUAUCUGACAAAAUGUGGAUGAAACAAUAAACUGGCUUCAGCUACUGAUGUAACUAAGUCAGAUUGUUACUGCUUAAUAUUCAUCUGAAUUAUAUUGUGCGUUUGUGACAUCAGUAAUCACAGAGGUACAUCAUUUUCUCCAAUCACCUGCGGCAACUAUGCAUUUUUGUUGAAUUUGUACCAAAGGUGGCUUUCUUUCUCAAUGACAUCUAAUGUAAUCUUUUAUGCUUAGUCUAUUUUCAGAUGUAUUCUGUUUUUUGCAUGUUUAAGUAAACGUGACCAGGACAAUCUUUA
Pristis pectinata (smalltooth sawfish) is the source of this 4306-nucleotide messenger RNA. RefSeq names its product protocadherin beta-15-like. The record is from RefSeq and is a predicted model, not a curated record. Gene Ontology annotation, molecular function: calcium ion binding. Gene Ontology annotation, cellular component: plasma membrane. Gene Ontology annotation, biological process: homophilic cell-cell adhesion. The coding region runs from base 303 to 3170 and encodes 955 amino acids. NCBI's taxonomy places the organism in Eukaryota, Metazoa, Chordata, Chondrichthyes, Rhinopristiformes, Pristidae. The transcript has 4 exons.